GGCAACGAUACAUACAAUGAACCGAUAAUUAUUGUCAUUUUUAGGGUUACAAUUGAACAAAAUUUGGGAAUAGGACCUUUUAUAUAUGUUGUUUGUUGCUAUGGAAUUUCUAGAAAGUGGAUUUGCUGCAUUAAUGAUUGUCGCGCAACCCAGAUUUUCUGAAGCUGCUAUUGAGAUGCAACCACUGCAAAUAUGACAAACUAUGAAAUAGCCCGUCUAGGUGAUGCCCACUGCCACUUGAGUACGUCUUUAACUUUGGAGGCUUCCAAGGCAGUGGUGGAACUUGUGAAUAAACAGUAUCAAUUGCCCUCACGGUUUUUUAAGGUGAUGUCCACCAACCAUCUCGAUGUGCACAUCCUCGAUGAUAUGAUGGAUCACUUAAAAUCUCCGGUAUUCCAAGGCUUCUUUGGGAUUCAUCCAUGGUACACACAUCUAUUCACUACUCUCUCCGAUACAAAUACAGAAACGCUCAAGGAAAUACACUAUAAUGAGAUUUUAUCGCCAGCACCCUCACCGGAGUUAUUAGCGGUACUACCAAUACCAAUUGACCUCCACAAACACUCGAAAGCUAUACAAAGCCUAUUACACAAACACCCUGGCUCUGGAAUUGGUGAAAUUGGUCUUGAUAAGAUGUUUCGGAUCCCUUCAAACGGGUACUAUGGAAACCAGGACCUGAAUAACUCCGAGGUGAAGCUAAGCGCUUGCAGAGUUAAAAUCGACCAUCAAGUGGCGAUACUACGAGUCAUGCUACAGCUUGCUAAUGACUUGCAACGGCCUGUUUCUCUUCACUGUGUCAAAGCUCAUGGGCCACUUUUUGAUAUAGUUCGAGAAUAUCACCAGAUUCCCCAAGUAAUUCUUCACUCAUUCAGCGGGUCGGUGGACCAGGGGCGCCGGUGGGUGGCAGAGUAUAGGAAGCGGGACCAGGACCUCGGGUUCUCGUUCUCGCACUAUAUAAAUGGUGUGGAAGACAAACGGCUGCAACUUAAUGAGUUGGUUGGGUAUCUCGAUGAUAGUCAGAUCCUAAUUGAAACAGAUAUCAGUAUCGACAAGCAUUUGGAGAGGGAUUAUACCGACCAUCUCUUCGGUAUUGCCGAGACCAUUCGUGUAAGUCGAGGCUGGGACCUCGAGAGGUUCUAUGCUAUUAUAAAGCAGAACUUGUACAAACAUACUCACUGAUCAACUGGUGUUCCCAACAUGAUGUAGAUGUGCAAAUGUAGACACCAUAUUAGUAGCAAUGCAUACCUCAACCUGCUGGCCUACAAA
Molecule: messenger RNA, 1263 nt
Organism: Yamadazyma tenuis ATCC 10573
Lineage: Eukaryota; Fungi; Ascomycota; Pichiomycetes; Serinales; Debaryomycetaceae
Source: RefSeq, a predicted model, not a curated record